Molecule: messenger RNA, 1744 nt
Organism: Phoenix dactylifera (date palm)
Lineage: Eukaryota; Viridiplantae; Streptophyta; Magnoliopsida; Arecales; Arecaceae
Biological process (GO): protein ubiquitination
Cellular component (GO): cytoplasm
Molecular function (GO): ubiquitin protein ligase activity
Source: RefSeq, a predicted model, not a curated record
CCUGACGCGACGCGAGCGGGCGUGUCCAUAAACGCGCUCUCGCUCUCUCUCUUGCAAUCCCACCUCCCGUCUUUCACAAACCGUUUAUGGCGGAGGCUUCCGAUCUCUUCCUUCUUCAUCUCGAAGAAUUUGCUGCCGACGAGAUCGACGAGCAAGAAGACCUCCCCGAAACCCUAGAUCUGGCCCCCUCCUGGCUCCCGGCCACCGCCUAUGGUGGCGCGGCCCGGCGCGCCCUCGUCCCUGAUCUCUUCGUCCCCGGAUUCUCCCGCGAUCCACCCGAUCCAGGCGAUUCCCACAAGGAUUCCGAGUCCUCCGACGAUCACGCCACCCUCGGCCUCGAUCUAUUUGAUCGCUCCUCUGCCCGCCGGAUCGGCGCCGCCCUCGCGCCCACCAUGGAUCUCUUCCCGGAACCGCUCCAAUUCCUCGAUUAUGGGGUUUCCGAGGGCCCUGAGGAGGUGGGAUCAGAAUACCUCGGGUUGGGGCUAGGGUUAGGGUUGGGAUCGGGGUUCGAGGUUCAGGAAGAUCUCGACGGCGCGGAGCGGGGGAUCAUGAUCUCCGAUUGGGGAGCUGAUGAUUUCUUUUUGGGAAGGAGGAGCACUCCAUCGGAAUCGAUCGAGUUUUCCAGGGCUCGUCCUGUUGAUUCCGAGGGCCUGAGGAUCGUUGGGUUCGAUUCGGAUUCAGAUUCGGAUGAGCAGAUCGUCGCCAUGGGUGAUGAGCAGAUUAUUGCCAUCGGCGAUGGUGGCGAAUCCCAGGAUCGGAUCAACGACGAUCUUGGCCUUCCCCUAUGCUGGGACCGCCUUCAACUGGAGGAGCAAAGGAGGGACCUGAACAUAGAACUGGAAUGGGAGGAGGUGGACGACCGGCUCGAAGAGAGGGAUGUUGUUAGUAUUACGGUCGGUGGCAAUGACGAGAGUUCCACUGAGGUCAGAGAAUUCAACCAUGACGAAGCAGAACAGGAGGAAGACGUAGCCAGGAAUAUUGAAUGGGAGGUUCUUUUGGCUGUGAAUAAUUUGGGAAGGAACGGUUUGGACCCAGACGAUGUGGAAACCUAUUUUGUCGAUGAUCAUGAGGGCUUUGUCUACACCUCGGAUUAUGAGGCCUAUGAGGUCUUGUUUGGGCAAUUUGCUGACCAUGAUAGCUCUCUCAAGGGUAGUCCUCCGGCAGCCAAAUCAGUCGUCGAGAAGCUCCCAUUGAUCGUGGUAAUGAAAGAAGAUGUUGAUAACAAUAACAAUGUUUGUGCAGUAUGUAAAGAUAGGAUUUUGGUAGAGGAAAAAGUGAGGCAGCUUCCAUGCUCCCACCAUUAUCAUGAUGAGUGUAUUUUGCCAUGGCUUGGUAUUCGGAACACAUGCCCCCUUUGUCGGUUUGAGUUGCUGACGGAUGAUCCGGAAUAUGAGAAGUGGAAGGCACGGAGGGCUGGUAGUAGUGUUUUCGAGGAAGAUUCUCGGGUCAGGUAUGAGUUUGAAAUAUUACCUGAAGCUUAGAACUCAUAAGCAGGCAGUACUGUUUUUGUUGAUGGCAAGGUGGAUAUGAUUUUCUGAUGCUGUUGUAUUAGGGUUAUAAAAAUUUACUGUUUUUUCUUUAGAAACAGUGUAGCCGCAAUCAGACUUUUUGUUGGAAGUUACCAAUGGGUCAUUGGCGAAUUGGAUAUUUAAGACAUUGCUUUAUAUCAAUACCAUUCUGAAUAAAUGUCAUUGCUAUGUAAGGUUGUUACUGUUACAUCAUAUAAAUUUAUUUAUUUAUUGUU